Molecule: messenger RNA, 170 nt
Organism: Globicephala melas (long-finned pilot whale)
Lineage: Eukaryota; Metazoa; Chordata; Mammalia; Artiodactyla; Delphinidae
Gene: STRIT1
Product: small transmembrane regulator of ion transport 1
Biological process (GO): regulation of ATPase-coupled calcium transmembrane transporter activity; regulation of slow-twitch skeletal muscle fiber contraction
Source: RefSeq, a predicted model, not a curated record
GCUGGAUAACAAUAACAAAGAGGUAAGCGUGGCCCUGACCAGCCCACCCCACAACAGGAAGAAUGGCUGAAAAAGCAACGACUACAUUUUCACACCUUCUGGUCCCUAUUCUUCUCUUGAUUGGCUGGAUUGUGGGCUGCAUCGUAAUGGUUUAUGUUGUCUUCUCUUAG